Messenger RNA from Ochlerotatus camptorhynchus, 1098 nucleotides. RefSeq lists its product as uncharacterized. The record is from RefSeq and is a predicted model, not a curated record. The transcript is spliced from 4 exons. NCBI's taxonomy places the organism in Eukaryota, Metazoa, Arthropoda, Insecta, Diptera, Culicidae. Bases 102 to 596 code for a protein of 164 amino acids.
CGCUUUGGUCGCGAUCGCUCCUUCGGCGGCGUUACUACAACUUCUGCUUCUACGGCGGUGCCAGUGGCAGUUCGAUUGACUGCAGCAGUCACACGGAGAAAAUGGAGGAGAACUCGUUCCACAGGAUCGGCGGCAAUUAUGUAAUUAUCUGCAAGGUUCUGUCCAUUUUCGGAGCAGUGUACUACUUCAACCAACUGAUCGAGCGGAAACCCAUCUGUGUCGAUGUGUCGUGUGCCGAUAGUACGAAGAAUGUCAUCACUCUUACUAUCAACAUGAUCAUUUGCAUACUGUCAUCGCUGCUGGUCGGAUUCGUCAAAACUGGCAUUAAGGAGACGAAGAUUUCCUACAUUCGAACCUACCGGGUGUUCAUGCUGAUCAGGAAUCUCAUCCUGCUCGCACUGUGGACGUUCGAGAUCCUGAUCCGGAAGCCAUUGAAAAAACACGAAGAAGAAGACGAAAAGUUCGCCCAGUAUAUGGCUCUGACGUUGUUCGUUAGUAUACUAGUCAUUACCGGAGUGGAGCUGUUGAUUCUCCGCGGUGUUCAGUGUUUAACGGAGCAGAAGCUGGCCGAAGAAAGGAGCUGUAUUGGUGCGUAACAACUGCGGUGUGAAGUUUGUAUUUUCUGUUCAAAUAAUACAAAAAAUGGGCGCGAAAAUUGUGGAGCGCAACAAAGUCAGUGCCAUAGUGAAUCAUCCCUGCCCUGUGAAGUGUUAGUGCGUUUGAGUGCUUUUGGUGACGGUUGGAAGAUUUCAAAACAAUCUAAUUCGUCAGCGAUCCAGAGUGAUUUGGAUCUAGUAAUCCUGAACCUGAUGCAGGCUAAUGCGAUCACCAAGAUAAUUGCAUCGAGUUUAGGGUGAAGCACUGAGCAGUGAUAAAGUGAACUGGAUCAUCACCGAGGAUUCUAUGAAAGAUUCGUAAUGUUGGAAAUCGACGUGAAAACAAUUUGUGUGUGUGAGUUCUUACUUUGUAGCAUAGAAAUAGAAAAAAAUCUCACUGUAAUUGGAAAGCUGAAAGGGAAGAUAUAUUUGAAUCCAAAGGUCAGUUAUACGUUAAACUUAGUUCAUCUGUUCGUCAGAUUUGUGCUACUGUAAGGCUCCG